CUUGACCACUCCUCACUUCAACAAAUUGUAUCUUACACAGGGUUGAGAUGAUUUGCUGGUGUCUCGAGAUCAGAAGACAUGAUAGCUCAAGUGACUUUAUAGUCUGAGUUCAUGAAGAAUGAUCUGGUCCUUUUAUCUUCCAAAUUUAAAUCGUUUAAUGCGGUUUGCCAUUCCAUUCUCACAUACGGAUGUCAAGUUUGAGGUUUUCAACCUUGAUCAGGUUGGAAAAAAUUGUUAAGGUACAUCAUCAAGCAGUUGUUCGCCUUGCUCUCUUGUACUCCAAAUUACAUGCUAUACAUAAACUACAUUUUGGCUUAGGGAAAUUCAAAUAUAUGAGUGCUUCCUAGCUACAGGGAAGUAGAUCGUACGAAGAACAGAAUUAAAUAAAUAUGUAAUGAAUAUGAUAACCUUUUUGGGAAGGUGUUGGAGAAUUUUUGGAGUAAUUAGAUCGAAACCUGGAGCUUUCUUUGAUUUAGGUGUUGUAUGGUAGAAUGAAUGUCAGAAGAUGAAAAAAGCUUUAGAAGGGCGGGAUAAUGGAAUCGGUGCUUUAGCUGGUCUUACUGUUGAUAUUUCUCUAUUCCCGUUAGACACCCUUAAGACGCGUUUGCAAAGCAGCGCUGGCUUUUGGAAAUGUGGUGGGUUUAGAGGGGUUUACAGAGGUGUCGGCCCAACUGCUAUCGGUGCAGCUCCCACAGCUGCUUUAUUUUUUGCAUCAUACAAUGGCUUUAAGAAAUUAUUUGAGGGGAACAAACUUUCUGAUAAAGAACUAUUUGCAGAAAGGAUGUUUGGUGCAGCUUUCGCAGAAAUGGUGUCUUGUAUUAUAAGAGUCCCUACGGAGGUGGUGAAGCAGAGAAGGCAAGCUUUCAUGCAGGAAACGGCUUUCAAAAUAUUUUCUUCCACAUUCAAAUAUGAAGGCGUUACAGGACUGUACAGAGGUUUCUGGGUCACUGUUUUGAGGGAUGCCCCGUUUUCGAUAAUUCAGUAUCCCCUGUGGGAACUUUUAAAGAAACAACUAAAUCAAGACACCCCUGCUGGAGGAGCUCUAUGCGGAGCGAUUGCUGGCUCAUUUGCUGGUGCUGUAACUACUCCAUUGGAUGUUAUUAAAACGCGAAAGAUGUUGGUACAAAAUUGUGAUGAGCCGAAAGCGGGAACGACUUGGUUUAUUAUUCAAGGGAUUUACCACCAAAGGGGAAUCAGAGGAUUUUUCGCUGGGUUUAUUCCUAGGACAGUCUGGAUAUUUCUAGGUGGUUUUGUGUUUUUUGGCACUUACGAAGCUGCACUCCAGUAUCUUGAAAAAUUAUAAGAAACUAGUUUUCCCCAAAUGUGGAUUAGUACUAUGUUUAUUGUCAUGUGUAAAGAAAGAUUUAUUUUAUGUAAAUAUAUUUGUUUUCUCACUUUUAAAAUUGAAUUAAAUUUAUCAGGGACUUUUAACCUUUUCUCUAA
Cimex lectularius (bed bug) is the source of this 1443-nucleotide messenger RNA. RefSeq names its product S-adenosylmethionine mitochondrial carrier protein homolog. Gene Ontology annotation, molecular function: S-adenosyl-L-methionine transmembrane transporter activity. Gene Ontology annotation, cellular component: mitochondrial inner membrane. The record is from RefSeq and is a predicted model, not a curated record. The transcript has 6 exons. Lineage: Eukaryota; Metazoa; Arthropoda; Insecta; Hemiptera; Cimicidae. The coding region runs from base 506 to 1303 and encodes 265 amino acids.